Messenger RNA from Quercus lobata, 1117 nucleotides. RefSeq names its product Chaperone DnaJ-domain superfamily protein. The transcript has 4 exons. NCBI's taxonomy places the organism in Eukaryota, Viridiplantae, Streptophyta, Magnoliopsida, Fagales, Fagaceae. The record is from RefSeq and is a predicted model, not a curated record. The coding region runs from base 199 to 996 and encodes 265 amino acids.
UCCACUUUUCAAAAUUCUAUCCCCGCAAAGGUUGCUCUUUUUUCUUAACCGCUCCACCUUGUAUUCACUGCAUCUCUCUCUUAGGACCAACAAAAAGGCUCUGCCACACACAAAUACAAAGCCAUUCUUCAAUCUUUGCAACCCAUUUCACAUUUUCUCAUUCUCUUCCAAUAUUUUCUCUCACAUUGUUCUCUUCCAAUGGCUAGAGUGGGACAAGAAUCUGAUUUCAAACCCUGUUUAGUCACACAAAUUUGCUCCAUUUCAACACGUUCCAUUGCUUGCACUCAUAGACAAGGUUGCAGCCUUGUUAAAUCACCUUUCAUUGAUUGGUAUCACAUUCUUGGAGUGGAAGAAAAUGCUGGAACAGAAGUUUUGCGCAAGCAAUACCAUAAGCUUGCUUUGCAACUUCAUCCAGAUAAGAACAAGCACCCCAAGGCUGAAACUGCUUUCAAGCUUGUCUCAGAGGCAUAUACACGUCUCUCUGACAGUGCAAAGAGAAAAGCCUUUGAUUUAGAGAGAUGGAAAUACUUCUGCCUUGAGUGCAAUACAAUUCCCUAUACGGCUAGAACUUCCAGUGCUUCAAAACCCAAGGGGCGGAAUCAUACAAGCCAGUCAAGGUCUCACAAAAUUCUGAGAGGCCUGAACGACAUUAGAGAAAGAUUCAGAGAGGAGGCCAGGGUGAUACAGAACUGUUUGAAGACUACUGCAACAUCAAGGAAAGAAUCCCCUCUCUUCAAUCCACCCGACCAUUUAUUCCCAAGCAACCAAAAAACCCAAAAGGAAUCCCCAGUUUUCAAUCCAUCAGACUACUCAUUCCAAGGAGGCUAUCCUCAUCUUCGGACCCGACUCUGCAGGAAACCUGAGAACCAUUGGUACUUGCAGACAGGGAAUGUUAUGAAUUGUGAAAAAGGAAGCUGGAGGUAUGACACCCCAAUUUUUGAAGUAAGAUCAGAAGCUGCAAUUUUUAGAAGCAAAUCUGCUUGUGUGCGUUCCUAGUCUUAGGAAAAUAGGUGUGAUGUUGCCUAGGCAAAUAUACAAUGUAUUGUCUAAUAAGGAUCUUUCAAGUAUCCGGUUUUGAAUUUUCAAAGUGCCAAAAUUUUGACUGACAAACACUUGU